This is a messenger RNA of Rotaria socialis, 906 nucleotides long. NCBI's taxonomy places the organism in Eukaryota, Metazoa, Rotifera, Eurotatoria, Philodinida, Philodinidae. The record is from the annotation of a GenBank genome assembly.
AUGGCAUCAACAUCAACUACAACAACAGCAACGGCAACAACGAUAAUACUCUCAUUUGGUUGGAAUUCGACGGGCACAACCGUAGUUUCCGAUGCAUCCGGCGGACCAACUGCUUUGGCCAUUGAUUCAUCUAAUGCACUCUAUGUUGCUGAGACUAGUCUAAAUCGGAUUCAAAAAUAUGUUAUUGGAUCAUCGAAUACCAGUACAACAGUAGCUGGUCAGACGAAUGGUGCAUCGGGUAAUACAUCUGCUUUCCUGAAUUAUCCUAUUGGUGUAGCUGUGGAUUCAAAUGAUAAUGUCUAUGCAUUAGACAAAUAUAAUAAUCGUAUUCAACUAUGGAAUAGCGGUGCGUCGAAUGGCGUAACAGUUGCAGGCUUCAAUGGCUCAGGAAAUGCACUCAAUCAACUCAUCUUUCCCUAUUGCUUCAUGCGCGAUCCAAACACAGGCACACUUUACAUUUCGAACAACGGUAAUAAUCGUGUGGUGCAAUAUCUUUUAAAUGCAUCGAGCGCAUCUCCCUCUGGUGUAUACUUCGAGUCAUCAUCAAAUAACCUUGUCAUCGCUAACUUUCUCGGGCACAAUACAGUUCAUUGGAAAUUAGGUGCUAGCAAUUGGGCAUUAAUUGCCGGUACGACUGGGGUAUCUGGCAGUUCAUCAACAACGCUUAACAAUCCGAUGGGUUUAACACUUGAUCCAUAUGGCAACAUCUAUGUAGCUGAUCAAAGUAAUAAUCGCAUACAAUUCUUCAGCAAUAAUUCAAAUGGUAUUACCAUUGCAGGAACUGGAACAACAGGAAAUAGUGCUACAACUUUGAAUGGUCCAAGUGCAGUGGCAUUAGACUCGCAACUAAAUCUCUAUGUAGCUGACGCUGGAAACCAAAGAAUACAAAAGUUUUCACGUAGUUAA